AUGGUAACCACUAGUGUUGCCGCGCACGAGGUUGCACGUGGUACACGUGCCGCAAUCAAGCCAAAUGAAACAACGUCACAAGCAGCCACGCCUAACCACAAGAGGAAGCAAUCCGACGCCCUAUUAAACGAGAUUGCUACGCCUCGUAAAAAAAUCACCAGGGCUUGCGACUCAUGCAAGUUAAAGAAGACCCGCUGUACUGGUACCCUGUCAUGUGCGAGAUGCACGCGACUAUCGCUGUCGUGCAGAUACACAGCAGCAUACUCUCGAGGACUACCACCAGAUCCUCUCCCUGCAUCGCCGAGUUCUCUAUUGACCCCAAAUGGUCAUCGUGGAGUGGAAGUUGUAAGCGAGUGCGUGUUCGCCUGCCGACAACCACAGGGUCAUGCAGCAGGCUUGGCUGUGAAUAAAGACCGUCUCCUUUCAAACCAGGCCCAACAACACGCGGUGUCCGUGCGCGACUCACCAGAGCCCGGGUCUACGGACUUCGAGGGACAUUAUCUUGGACCUGCGUCUGGUGUGUCGUUUAUCAAUCGUGUCUGGAGUCGUCUGCAUCAGGAUGAGACCACGCAUUAUCCGGAUGAACUUCAUAAUGAGUCGUCGCGAAAUACGGCGGUCUCCAUGUUUGGAGAUAAACCUUACUCUAGCUCCCAGAAUGUUGAAUUCACUCUCCCGCCAUUGGAAAGGGCCUUGGAGCUGGUUGAUGUCUACUUCGACUACUCUGUGGUGACUUACCGGUUUGUGCAUAGAGGUAGUGCCGAAGAGUGGACGAGGCAGGUUUAUCGAGACAAUAUAAGCCUUGCAAAUCCACCUGUGGGUAACAUGGUUGCUCGGACUGCUAUAGUCUUGAUGAUUCUUGCUGUGAGUACUCUGUACAUGGAGCAGAGACCAGGGGUAAACCCUGAUGGUCACGGUGAAAGUGAGCGCUGGUAUGCGGCUUCGAAACACAUAUCAUCCCUCGAGUCAGGGCCGCCACGACUGGAAACUAUCCAGGUCCGGCUUGGGCAAUGCUUAUAUCUGCUGGGGUCGUCACGAGCCAAUGAAUGCUGGUACUCAUUUGGCAUGACGGUGCAGAUUGUGACGGCACUCGGGUUGCACAGAAAGUUGCCGGCAAAGCUGGCGAAGACUCGGUGCUCGUAUCUGGAAUUGGAGUUUCGCAGACGCAUCUUCUGGAGUGUGUACACUCUAGACAAGUAUCUUAGUAUUAUGUUUGGAAGACCCCAACUCCUCCACGACGAAGACAUUGACCAGGAACUACCUGGUGAGACGAGCGAUGAGGAUUUACUAGAACACGAUCCGAUGCGACGGACAGGUUCUACGGACAACAUGAUGAUAGCCUCCGUUCUUCAUCACCGGCUGGGUCGCAUCUUGAGCAAUAUAUCCCGCCAGCUAUACAGUAUAAACACCAUCUCCCGCGACUCUCCCCUCGAAACUGCCAUCCGCUUAACCUCGGAACUGGAAAAAUGGAAAGCAACCGUACCGCCACUAUUCAACAGCGUCGACCCAGCCAGCCUGAUCCUACCUCUCCGCCGCCAAAGCCAAGUCCUCCAACUCGCCUACUCACACGCCAUGAUCCACGCCACCCGCUCAUUUCUUCUAAAUGACUUCGCAGACCUCAGCCGAAGACCCAAAGCACCACAUCCGGAAGUCAGCGCGCAUGUACAGAAAUGCACCCAGGCCGCUGAGGAUAUUAUGACGUUAACCGAUGCCCUUGCGCGGCAGGGCGUCUUGAUCCAGUCAUUCUGGUUCACGCACUAUGUGUGCUUCUGUGCUGUUUUGGUAAUCUACAUACACACUAUCCAGCAGCAUCGCAGGUUAUCAGAAGGAUCCAGCUCGGCGUCUGUCUCCUCAACCGGGAGUCCCGAAUUUGAUAAGUUGCGGCAGGUCUUUUCUAUGGCAGAGACGUGUCAGCAACAUCUUGCUGAAGCUACGCGGAAGAACUGUCCUAGUCGUCGGUAUGGGAUUAUUCUGGAGGAAUUGAGGCAGGAGGUUCAUCGGCAGAUUGGGUCGGAUGGGUUUUCUGUUGGGAUUCGGGCUCACUCUGCUGCUGGGAGUGAUGCUGUUGAUGUCUUGAGAGGUACGCAGAAUGCGGGUGACAGGGAGGUCCUGCUUGACGCUCAGACGGUUGAUUUUCCCCCAAUUGGCAUCAUGCAGCCAGCCGACGUGGGCGUGGGGAUCGAUACGGGGGAUGAUGCAGGGUUUCUUGAGAGCCUUGAAGGGUCGAUGUGGUGGGCUCAGCUUGAUUCAUGGGCCUUUUCAAAUUUUCCUAAUGAUCCGUCUAUGCUUAACUUCUAA
Messenger RNA from Penicillium bovifimosum, 2295 nucleotides. Its product is annotated as Zn(II)2Cys6 transcription factor. The transcript is spliced from 4 exons. Gene Ontology annotation, molecular function: zinc ion binding; DNA-binding transcription factor activity, RNA polymerase II-specific; sequence-specific DNA binding. Gene Ontology annotation, biological process: positive regulation of transcription by RNA polymerase II; DNA-templated transcription. The record is from RefSeq and is a predicted model, not a curated record. Gene Ontology annotation, cellular component: nucleus. The coding region runs from base 1 to 2295 and encodes 764 amino acids. Lineage: Eukaryota; Fungi; Ascomycota; Eurotiomycetes; Eurotiales; Aspergillaceae.